GGCCUAAGAGCCACAAAGAGAGCAUAAUAAAGAAACAUUGUGAAUUCAUGGCAAUACUUUUGUAGGCAUGACGCCAGAUACGUCGUUUGUCAAGUCGAAUGUAUGGCCUAUACCAAGUCAUUUCGUAACUACGUUCUCCAGGAUACUCAUCGAAUCCAUGGCGACAAACAGCUGUACGGAAAGAUGUGUUUGCUAAUCUUUCCUUGAUUACUUUACCAUCUCCAUUAUUACAUGGUUUUUAGGCGCUGUGUGUGUGUUUAACGCUUCAGGUGCCCUUCCUGACGCUAUACAAGAAAAAAAAUUGUUUUCGGCUUGACGCUGUUCACAGGUAGCGUGAGCUCAUCUGCAGAUUCUAGAACCAGGAGCAGGUCCAACGGCACAGCACAACUGUAACUAGGAUUUCGGUCAGAUUUUGCCCAGAAAUGACCGAGUCUAUCCCCAACACCAGUGUCCAGAUGAACUUUACCUUCACCACCCCAGCCGACAUGGGUUUCCGGUCGGCACUUUCGGACAUGGACACAGCGGAAAUUGCUCUCAGCAGCAUUGUUUACUUCGCAGGGUUGCUAGGUAACGCAGUUGUGAUCUACAUUAUCAUCAGGAAUGAGAGAAUGCGGACGGUGCCCAACGUGUACAUCUUUAACAUGGCCCUGGCGGAUGGUAUCUAUUGCCUGAUGGGACCUUUAUGGAUGUCUUUCCGGGUCAUCGAUUGGAUUUGGCUUCCGGGGUCAAUAGUUUGCCGGACGAUGCACUAUCUGCAGUUCAUGACGAUGUUCGGCAGUUCGUGUUUCCUGACCAUCCUGAGUGUACAGCGGUACCGGUCAGUGGUCCACCCGUUCCAGUACAUGCACAGGCGCACCGUGCCGAGAGCGGUCAUGUACUCCGGGCUGGUGUGGCUAGCUGUUCUGGUCCUGUCCGUGCCGUGUGGUGUACUCUCUCACCUGGUUGUUCAGGACUCCGUACAGGUCUGCGUGUACGCCAGUCCAAGUGGCACAGACGUCCAGACGUUCGGCGUCAUCUUGCAGUCUUACGUUCUGGUGUUGGCGUUUUUGGUGCCGCUGUGCGUUGUGACGCCGCACUACAUGCUUCUGCAAAACCACAUGCGCGGGGCAGGGCAGACCACGAGCGUGUUCAAGGCGCGGAACCGGGUGACACGGAUGGUGCUGGUGGUGUCGGCCGUGUUCCUGGUAACCCGCCUCCCCCUGCACCUCUCCCGCCUGACUCUGACGGCCUCGCGCGGUGUCGCCUCGCUGCCGGACAGCUUGGGCUUCAUCCUCCGCCUCCUGUACGAUCUGGACCCCGUCCUCAACCCGCUGGUGUACGUGUUCCAGGGAGUGAAGUACCGAGCCGCUGUCGUGCAAGCGUGCCGAUGCCGCGCCAAGAUUAACAGAAUAUCCCCCUCCGGGAGGAAAUACCGUCGCUCGCAGCCUCGGUACCCACACCGGGAUACCUCGAGGCUGCAGGCGGUGUCAAUGAGGAGCAGGACCGAGAGCAUCUGGCUGGCCGAGCGCAGCCUGUCCGUCAGGUCCAACUGGGUGGGAUAGACCAGGGCGAAGAGCAGAGAACAUCCAUGGAGCAGAGGACAUGUGCGAUGUUCAAUUGGAAGCUAGAUCUACCGUCGAAGUUUCGUUAUUUUCAACCAACCAGCGCUGGACGAAAUGGGUCCGGAUACAGCCAAAUCUGGGCCGUUUUAAUGGAUACAACCAUAUUACGGGCCGAUACGAGAUACCAUUCGUAUCCGCCAGUAUAUGUCUGUAUCCCUUAACUAAACGGAUAAAUAAUGGCCCGGAUUGGACUGUAUCCGGACCCAUUUUCUCAAUUACGUAUAGCACAUGCGAUUCUUCAUAGUUUUCAAUGAUGCCACAACUGUAUCAAGGAUAUAUCAGUAAAGUGACAUCAGAUGAUUCUUUAAUUUACAAUAAUCUAAAACAUGUAUUGGUUUAUAGAAUAUACACAGACGCAUCACCGAUCAUAAUAUAAAUUAUGCACACUGUUCCGGAUUAAAAG
Molecule: messenger RNA, 2004 nt
Organism: Branchiostoma floridae (Florida lancelet)
Lineage: Eukaryota; Metazoa; Chordata; Leptocardii; Amphioxiformes; Branchiostomatidae
Product: delta-type opioid receptor-like
Exons: 4
Coding region: 423-1541 (372 amino acids)
Biological process (GO): neuropeptide signaling pathway
Cellular component (GO): membrane; neuron projection
Molecular function (GO): neuropeptide binding; G protein-coupled receptor activity
Source: RefSeq, a predicted model, not a curated record